Messenger RNA from Symphalangus syndactylus (siamang), 10006 nucleotides. It is a transcript of the gene ZNF841, whose product is annotated as zinc finger protein 841. Gene Ontology annotation, biological process: regulation of DNA-templated transcription. Gene Ontology annotation, cellular component: nucleus. NCBI's taxonomy places the organism in Eukaryota, Metazoa, Chordata, Mammalia, Primates, Hylobatidae. The record is from RefSeq and is a predicted model, not a curated record. Gene Ontology annotation, molecular function: RNA polymerase II cis-regulatory region sequence-specific DNA binding; DNA-binding transcription factor activity, RNA polymerase II-specific.
AGUAGAUCGCGCUGGGGAAGGGCCACGUCGCUAUGCGUGUGUUUCGGUCUACCUGGAUUAAACGUUUGCUUCUCUUCGUCUACCUUGAUUAAACGUGCACUUCGCAGUCCUCGGUUCUCCAUACCCGUAACCUGGGGAUCGCUACGGACCUUAAAAUACCCGCAACAGCCUCUUAGUCCCAAGACCAUGUAGACAACCCCAUUCAGGUCGUGUUACUGCUUAAAACCCUCUGCUUGGGCCCCGCGCCAAGUCGAGUCCUCAUUCGGGAGGUGGAUUAGCGCCCUUCGCGAUCCCCGAGCUCCUCCCUCGUCUGCCGCUGGAGGGGAGCGCCCACCGUCCUGCUCCUGAAGGAGCCGCUUCUCCUCCCCGGUCCUGGGAUUCUGCAGACCUGUCCUGUGAGACAUCGUUCCCCGCGCCACCUUGUGUCGUCCUCACGCCGGGUCCUUCCCCUCCCCAGGCUUCCCCUUCACAGCCACCGCUUUUCUUGACUCCUCGUUGGGGCAGCUUCUACUUCCUGGCCUCAAGCAGUCUUUCCACCUCAGCCUCUCAACCUACUGGAAUUACAGAUGUGAGCCAUCACACUAGGCCUACAAGCCCCAAUCCCUGUUGGACUGAACAAAGGGGGACGAACACAGGAAUAAAGACAAAGACAAAAGAGUAUAUUUGGAAGAAGGGGUUGGGCUCCUUGCUUCUAGUGAACAAGAGUCCUGAGCUUCCUGAGCUUUUAGAGCCUUUCGUAUGUAUUGAGUAAAGGAGAUGUAAAGGAGAUAGGGAGAAGUGGGUGGUUGUCAGUCAGCUGCUUGACUCGGUGCAGGCUUGCACGACUGCAUUCUCUGAACAGUAGCCUCCAGAUGUUCCAGUAGAUAACCUUAAGGAGCAUGGCGCCAGGGAGUGAUUGCACUCAGCAUACCUUCUGGUGGCAGGGCAGAUGUGAGUUUGCCCACAUCCUGCAUUCAUGAUAAACAGUUUGCUGUUUAAUCAUAUAGCCUUCAGUGGAAUGCUGAGUUGGUCAUGACCCUCUGGCUUUUGGCUGUCUACAGUCUUCCUUUCCCUUUCCCUUUCCCUUUUUGUUAAGAGACCAGCCUCACACUGUUACUCAGGCUGCAGUGCCAGCAUGCAGUGGGGCAAUCAUACCUCACUGCAGGUUUGAACUCCUGGGCUCAGGCAACCCUCCUGCCUCAGGCUCCCAGGUAGCUAAGACUACAGGUAUGUACCACCAUACCUGGCUAAUUUCUUUUCUUUGUAGAGAAAGAGUCUCACUAUGUUGCCCAGGCUGGUCUCAAACCUGACCUCAAGCAAUCCUCCCACCUCAGCCUCCCAAAGCACUGGAAUUACAGGCAUGAGCCACUUUCCUGGCCUCUUCAAUAUCUUUUAUCAGUGUCUUAAGAGCUUGUAGUGUACAGAUCUUUUACUUCACUGGUUAAAUCUAUUCCUAAGUAUUUUAUUCCUUUUGAUGCUAUUACAAAUGGGACUAUUUUCUUUAUUUCUUUUUUCAGAUAUUUUGUCUUUAGUGUAUAGAAAUAUUUAGGGCCCCUCUUCUGAGACAUCCUCACCGAACUUAAUCUAGCCAAUGCCCAGCUGCCUUUAAAGUAGACUUAAUAUUGUCACCACUUGCUGGCAAGUUUUCUCAGCAGGCCCAACUUUGUGGUCUUCAUACUGAAGGCCCAGGGUCCUUUAGUUUGCAGUUUGUGUACAUUCCUGCUGUGUUGCAUGUGCCCAGAGAUCCUGUACCUUUUAGCCUAGUUUGUUCAUGCAUGCGUGGAGGAGAGGUAGAAAAAUGGGGAAAAAUGGAGGUGAGUCCAUAGAAGGCUCCAGAAAGCAAGGGUGGGCCUUCAGAUGAGCCACAGUACGGUGUGUGCACCUGUCCCAAGUGUGGUUAUAAGAGCAAGGGGUGUGUGGAACUCUUGGAAAGGAAUUUCUUAGGUCUGGCAGAAGCACUUGGAAGUGGGAUUAUGGGUGGUUGUGAGGGUGCAUGGAUCAUUUUGGAAUGCCACAGUUUCCUUAUUAUUUGCUCGGUUGCUCAGGCUGGAGUGCAGUGGCGUGACCUCGGCUCACUGUGAUGUCCGCCUCCUGGGCUGAAGGCAUCCUCUCACCUCAGCCUCCCGAGUAGCUGAAACUACAGGCACGUGCCACCAUGCCUGGCUAAUUUUUUUCUGUUUUUAGUAGAGUCGGGGUUUUGCCGUGUUGCCCAGUCUGGUCUGGAACUCCUGGGCUCCAGUGACCUGCCCACCUUGGCCUUCCACAGUGGUGGGAUUACAGGGUGGUCCUUACACCAGAUUAAUUUAUCCUGAAAUGGCGGGCAACUGAAUUGCACACCUCAAUCUAUGAGUCUUGCUGUUGCCCAGGCUGGAGUGCAGUAGCGCGAUCUCGGCUCACUGCAGGCUCCGCCCCCCAGGGUUCACGCCAUUCUCCUGCCUCAGCCUCCCGAGUAGCUGGGACUACAGGCGCCUGCCACCUCGCCCGGCUAAUUUUUUGUAUUUUUAGUAGAGAUGGGGUUUCACUGUGUUAGCCAGGAUGGUCUCGAUCUCCUGACCUCGUGAUCCAUCCGCCUCGGCCUCCAAAAAUGCUGGGAUUACAGGCGUGAGCCACCGCGCCCUGCCAAACUCAUAUUGUUCUAUCGUCAACUGAAGUGAGAAGCAAGGCCUAAGUUGAGUUCACAGGGAGGGUGGGCAGCUGGAGAGUUGGUUCAUUGGUCCUGAGAGCGUGGAACCCAGAGCUGUACUGCCAUAAGCACUUUUCGUGGUGACUUGUGUGGGGUCUUUUGGGAGUGCAAGAAUCAUGCAACUCACCAAAGUAUUAUCUGGAAAAUCAUAGAGAUCAUUUAGGGGGCUACGUUUGGCUUUUUUUUUUUUUUUUUUUUUUUGAAGUAUUUUGGGCUGCACGUUAAGAUGGUUACAGAUGCAUUUUGGAAUAUCUAAAUGUCAAUAUGGAGAGUUUCCUUGGAAGAUGUUGGGGUCUCAUUGGGGCAUGUGUGCAUCAUUGAAGACAUCUGUUUUAGUAGACGGUGGUGCCAGUAUUCGGGGGUGGGGUCAUCACAGGCGUGGACCACCAUGCCCGGCUAAUUUUUGUAUUUUUAGUAGAGACGGGGUUUCACCACGGUGGCCAGGCUGGUCUCAAUCUCCUGACUUCAGGUGAUCCGCCCACCUCGACCUCCCAAAGUGCUGGGAUUACAGGUGUGAGCCACCGCGCCUAGCCUCCCCUGUUUAUUUUUUGGAGUUUUUUUUUCCACUAGACCUGGCCCAUUUCAAGGUUCAGUUUGAUAAUGUGGCACUUAGCACAAGAGACUUCAUUCCAGCUUGGUCUGGUAGUUCGGGAGGCUAGUCCGAAACAGCAGCCUUCCCAUAAAAAACAACAAGAUCAUGUCCUUUCCCAGGACACAGAUGGAGCUGGAGGCCAUUAUCUUUAGCAAACUAACAUAGGAACAGAAAACCAAAUACUGCAUGUUCUCAUUUACAAGUGGGAGGUAAAUGAUGAGAAUACAUGGACACAUAGAGGGAAACAACACACAGUGGGAUCUACCUGAGAGUGGAGAGUGGGAGGAGGGAGAUGAUCAGGAAAAAUAACUUAUGGAUACUAGGCUUAAUGCCUGGAUGAUGAAAUAAUGUGUACAACAAACCCCCAUGACUCGUUUACCUAUGUAACCAGCCUGCACAUCCUGCACAUGUACCCCUGAACUUAAAAUAUAAGUUAAAAAGAAAACAACAAAAAUACUUUGGGCUUCCAUAAAAUUUGUUUAACUGUGUCAUUCAUUUUUACUUCUACAGAAUUACUUUAAACAGUGUUUACUGAUGGUGGUGUAUUGCCCAUUAAAUGCAUGCAUACACACAGACCCUAAAGCCUCUAGUUUCCUUCCACUGUACCCUAAUUAAAACAAAACAUACCAUUAACUGCGUUUCUGCCUGUGGUGAGUACCCCUCUUCUGUGCUUCAUUUAAGAGCAUAAUACACUACAAUCUUGUUCAGAGUCUCUGUCUUCACUUCUUGCCUCCAACUGUGUCUUGAAUGCAUUGGAUGAAACUUUCAUAUCCACCAUUCCACUGAUAACUUUAUUUUUCAGAGUCACCAGUGACCUCCCCAUUUCUAAAUCCAAUGUAUUUCAUUUCCUGCUUUACUCUUUCUUUUCCUGUCAGGAGCUAUUUGAUUUUCUUGCCACCUCCCUGACCAUUUCACACUUUCCUCUGCUGCUGUAUCCUGACGGAAUGUUUCCCAAUGUGGGAAUGACUCAUGGCUUAGUCCUUGAACCUCUUCUUGUUUCUGUCCACACCCACUGUCUUUCCUCAUCACCUCAUCUUAUGAAUUUAAACACCACUCUAUUAGUCCAUUCUUGAAUUGCUAUAAUGAAAUACUGGAGACUGGGUAAUUUAUAAAGAAAAUAGGUUUAAUUAGCUCACAGUUCUGCAGGCUGCACAGGAAGCAUAGCAGCAUCUGCUUCUGGGGAGGCUGCAAGAAGAUUCCAGUCAUGGCAGGUGAAGGAGGAACAGGCGUCUCACGUGGCGGGAGCAAGAGUAACAGAGAAAGGGGGGAGGCGCUACACGCUUUUAAACAACCAGAUCUCGUGAGAACUCACUAUGAUAAGAACAGCACCAAGGGGUGGUGCAAAACCAUUCAACACAAAUCCACCCCCAUAAUCCAACCACCUCCCACCAGGCCCCACCAGUAACACUGGGGAUUACAAUUCAGUGUGAGAUUUGGGCCAGUGACACAGAGCCGAUCCAUAUCACCCACCUACCCACCUACACGUCUCCAUGUCCCCUGCAGACCUGUCCCCUGAACUCUAGAAUUCCGUGUCCUUUUGUCCUCUCCUCUCUCUGCUCAGCCAUCUAACAGGUAUCUCCACCAAAAGUGAUUGCCUGAAGUCACCAAGUACAUUCCCCUGCGUUCCUGCACAUCUCAGAUGACGGCGACCCUGUACGUCCUGGCUUUAGCUUUACAUGUCAGCACGUAUUUGAAAUAGAGAAAACAUGACAUUAAAAAGAAGUGCUUUAAUUCAUGUGAUAAAGAAAAGUUAUGUUUACUUAAAACGGGUGAGGAAAUACAUAGUUUCUUAGAUUACUGUGAGCUGUGGGAGAAAAAUGUUUGAAUACCUCGUCUCUACCUAAUCUGCUGCCCAGAACCUCUCUGACCUCAUCUCCUGCCUGUGUCCUCCCUGCUCCCUCUGCUCCAGCCACACAGGCCUCUUUCCUGUUCCUUGGGCUGAGGUUACUCCUGCCUCGGGGCCUCUACCUGGGCUGUCUGGCCCCUCAGCUGCAAGUGCGAACAUCCUUCCUUCUUGAGGUCUUUGUUCCGAUAUCACCUUCUCCAUUGGGACUUCUGUGACUCACCCUCCUCUCACCAUUUAACACUCCAGCCACACCCUCACCCCUACCCCUGGUGCAUAUUAUGUGUCUCUGUGUUUCUUUCUGGUCCAUUGUCUUCUACUGUCUACAAACUGGUAACAAUGAGGCCCCAAGGGAAGAGCAGAGCUGGGAGGAUGGGGCUGUUCUAGUCUUGUCCCCUUUAAGAUGUACUCAACCCUGGCUUCACAUUAGCGUGCUGAGGCAGUUUUCAAAUACACGUUUUGUGCCCUUUUACCACAGAUUCCACUUCCAAUAGGUCGGAUGGACUCAACCUCCAUAUUGUUUAAGGUACCCAAGUUGAUUCUAAUUUGUAUCCAGCAUUGAGCAUCCAGCCUCUGUGUCUUCUGUUUCUGAGAGCUGAGCUCAGCCUGUGAUCCACAGGGAGAUUUGACUUUUAAAGAAUUAAUUAUAUUGACUGAGAGAGAAGCCCAGGAGAGGAAGAAGAAAGAAAAGGAGCCAGGGAUGGCUCUUCCUCAGGGAUCUUUGACAUUCAGGGAUGUGGCCGUAGAAUUCUCUCAGGAGGAGUGGAAAUGCCUGGACCCUGUUCAGAAAGCUUUGUACAGGGACGUGAUGUUGGAGAACUACAGGAACCUCGGCUUCCUGGCAGGACUCUGUCUUCCUGACCUGAAUAUUAUCUCCAUGUUGGAGCAAGGGAAAGAGCCCUGGACUGUGGUGAGCCAAGUGAGAAUAGCAAGGAACCCAAACUGUGGGGAAUGCAUGAAAGGCGUGAUCACAGGUAUCUCUCCUAAAUGUGUGAUCAAGGAAUUACCACCAAUACAGAACAGUAACACAGGAGAAAAAUUCCAAACAGUGAUGUUGGAAGGACAUGAAAGCUAUGACAUUGAAAAUUUUUACUUCAGGGAAAUCCGGAAAAAUCUACAGGAGCUUAACUUUCAAUGGAAAGAUGGUGAAAUAAAUUAUAAAGAAGGGCCGAUGACCCAUAAAAACAAUCUUACUGGUAAAAGAGUUCGACAUAGUCAAGGGGACGUAGAAAACAAGCAUAUGGAAAAUCAGCUUAUAUUAAGCUUUCAGUCCGGUCUGGGUGAAUUGCAGAAAUUUCAAACUGCAGAGAAAAUUUAUGGAUGUAAUCAAAUUGAGAGGACAGUUAAUAAUGGUUUUUUAGCUUUACCACUUCAAAGAAUUUUUCCUGGUAUCCAAACCAACAUUUCUAGGAAAUAUGGGAAUGAUUUUUUGCAACUUUCGUUACCUACACAAGACGAGAAAACACACAUUAGGGAAAAACCUUACAUAGGUAAUGAGUGUGGCAAAGCCUUUAGAGUGUCUUCAAGUCUUCUUAAUCAUCAGAUGAUACAUACUACAGAGAAACCUUACAGAUGCAAUGAGUCUGGCAAAGCCUUUCAUCGGGGCUCACUACUAACAGUACAUCAGAUAGUCCGUACAAGAGGGAAACCGUAUCAAUGUGAUGUAUGUGGCAAGAUCUUCAGACAAAAUUCAGAUCUUGUAAAUCACCGGAGAAGUCACACUGGAGACAAACCCUACAUAUGUAAUGAAUGUGGCAAGUCCUUUAGUAAAACUUCCCACCUUGCAGUUCAUCAGAGAAUUCAUACUGGAGAGAAACCUUACAAAUGUAAUCGAUGUGGGAAGUGCUUUAGUCAAAGUUCCUCUCUUGCAACUCAUCAGACAGUUCAUACUGGAGACAAACCCUACAAAUGUAAUGAAUGUGGCAAAACCUUUAAACGGAACUCAAGCCUCACUGCACAUCGUAUAAUCCAUGCAGGAAAGAAACCAUAUACAUGUGAUGUAUGUGGCAAGGUCUUUUAUCAAAAUUCACAACUUGUAAGGCACCAGAUAAUUCAUACUGGAGAGACACCUUACAAGUGUAAUGAAUGUGGCAAGGUCUUCUUUCAACGUUCACGUCUUGCAGGGCAUCGGAGAAUUCAUACUGGAGAGAAACCCUACAAAUGUAAUGAAUGUGGCAAGGUCUUCAGUCAACAUUCACAUCUUGCAGUGCAUCAGAGAGUUCAUACUGGAGAGAAACCUUACAAAUGUAAUGAAUGUGGCAAAGCCUUUAAUUGGGGCUCAUUACUAACUGUACAUCAGAGAAUUCAUACCGGAGAGAAACCUUACAAAUGUAAUGUGUGUGGCAAGGUCUUUAAUUAUGGUGGAUAUCUUUCAGUUCAUAUGAGAUGUCAUACUGGAGAGAAACCUCUCCAUUGUAAUAAAUGUGGCAUGGUCUUCACUUACUAUUCAUGCCUAGCUCGUCAUCAAAGAAUGCAUACUGGAGAGAAACCUUACAAAUGUAAUGUGUGUGGCAAGGUCUUCAUUGACAGUGGAAACCUUUCAAUUCAUAGGCGAAGUCAUACUGGAGAGAAACCUUUCCAGUGUAACGAAUGUGGCAAGGUCUUCAGUUACUACUCAUGCCUAGCACGUCAUCGGAAAAUUCAUACUGGAGAGAAACCUUACAAAUGUAAUGAUUGUGGCAAAGCCUAUACUCAGCGUUCAAGCCUCACUAAACAUCUGGUAAUUCAUACUGGAGAGAACCCUUACCACUGUAAUGAGUUUGGUGAGGCUUUUAUCCAAAGUUCAAAACUUGCAAGAUAUCACAGAAAUCCUACUGGGGAGAAACCACACAAAUGUAGUGAAUGUGGUAGAACUUUUAGUCAUAAAACAAGUCUGGUGUACCAUCAGAGAAGGCAUACUGGAGAGAUGCCAUACAAAUGUAUUGAAUGUGGGAAAGUCUUUAACUCCACCACAACCCUUGCAAGGCAUCGGAGAAUUCAUACUGGAGAGAAACCUUACAAAUGUAAUGAAUGUGGCAAGGUCUUCCGUUAUCGCUCAGGCCUCGCACGUCAUUGGAGUAUUCAUACUGGAGAGAAACCUUACAAGUGUAAUGAGUGUGGCAAAGCCUUUAGAGUACGUUCAAUUCUGCUUAAUCAUCAGAUGAUGCAUACUGGAGAGAAACCUUAUAAAUGUAAUGAAUGUGGUAAAGCUUUUAUCGAAAGGUCAAACUUGGUUUACCAUCAGAGAAACCAUACUGGAGAGAAGCCAUACAAAUGUAUGGAAUGUGGCAAGGCGUUUGGGCGGCGGUCUUGCCUCACUAAACACCAACGAAUUCAUUCUAGUGAGAAACCUUAUAAAUGUAAUGAGUGUGGCAAAUCUUACAUUAGUCGCUCAGGCCUCACUAAACAUCAGAUAAAACAUACUGGAGAGAACCUUACAACUAAACUCAAUGUGGAAAGGCCGUUAGACGUUGUCCUAACUUCUGGGAUCCCCAAAUAAUUUAUACUUACUGAUAUGGCUUGUAUAUUUGUCCUUUCCCUUUGAAGUCUCAUGUGGAAUUGUAAUCUCCAGUAUUGGAGGUGGGGCCUAGUGGGAGGUGACUGGAUGAUGGGGGUGGAUUUCUCAAGGAAGGUUUAGUACUAUCCCCUUGUUGCUGUCCUUGUGAUAGUUCUCAUGAGGUCUGGCUCAUGCCUGUAAUCUCAGCACUUUGGGAGGCUGAGGUGGGCAGAUCACUUGAGGUCAGGAGUUCAAGAGCAGCCUGACCAACAUGGUGAAACCCUGUUUCUGCCAAAAAUACAAAAAAUUAGCUGGGCUUCGUGGCGGGUACUGGUAGUACCAGCUACUCGAGAGGCUGAGUCAGAAUUGCUUGAACCUUGGAGGCGGAGGUUGCAGUGAGCCGAGAUCGCGCCACUGCACUCUAGCCUGGGUGACAGAGUGAGACUCCAUCACACACACGCACGCACGAAAGUGAAUGCCACCUCCCUCUUGUUUGUUCUCCUUCUGGCCAUGUGACAUGCCCACUCCCCCUUCACCUCCCACCAUCAUUUUAACCUUCCUGAGGUUUCCUGAGAGGGUGAACAGAUGCCAGCGCCAUUUCCUAUAAAGCCUGCAAAAUUGUGAAUCAGUUAAACCUCUUUAUACAUUACCUAGCCUCAGGUAUUUAUUUCUAGCGAUGCAAUUAUGGCCUAAUAUAUUUACACAUGAAGUGAAUAUAGCUAAGUUUUAAGCAAGUGUUCACUAGGCAUAAGAAUAUACAUCCUGGAGAGAAAUCACAGAAGUGUAGUAUAUGUGGCAAGAAUGCUACUUAAAGGUCAAAACUUGUGGCUCUAUAACUCAAAGUGCAGAUAUGCUUUACAAAUGAAAUGAGUGUGGCAAAAGCUUUACCAGAGUUCAGUCACUACUUGACUUGAGAGUUUAUAUUGGAAAGAAAUCAUAUAAAUGUAUGUGCUAGAGGCUUCCCCGAGGUAUCUGAACUCACUAGACAUCAGAAUAUACAUCUUUGACGAAUGUAAUGUGUGUGCUAAGACUUUUUACCCAAACAUCAAAAUGGAAACAUCAGAGUAUUCAUACUGGAGAACAGCCUUACAAAUGUAACGAAUGUGGUAAGCCUUUUUAAAAAUCAAAUGGACCGGGUGUGGUGGCUCACACUUGUAAUCUCAGCACUUUGGGAGGCCGAGGUAGGGGGAUCACCUGAUGUCAAGAGUUCGAGACCAGCCUGGCCAGCAUGGGGAAACCCCAUCUCUACUAAAAAAUACAAAAAUUAGCUGGGCGUAGUGGUGGGCACCUGUAAUCCUGCUACUUGGGAGGCUGAGGCAGAAGAAUCACUUGAAUCCGGGAGGUGGAGGUUGCUGUAAGCUGAGACUGUGCCAUUGUACUCCAGCCUGUGUGACAAGAGUGAGACUCCCUCAAAAAAUAAAAAAAUCAAAUGUU